This is a messenger RNA of Eutrema salsugineum, 798 nucleotides long. RefSeq names its product glycine-rich protein 23. NCBI's taxonomy places the organism in Eukaryota, Viridiplantae, Streptophyta, Magnoliopsida, Brassicales, Brassicaceae. Bases 32 to 559 code for a protein of 175 amino acids. The record is from RefSeq and is a predicted model, not a curated record. The transcript has a single exon.
UCUACUUUUUAAGGAAAAAAUUGCAAUAAUUAUGGGUUUAUUCUCCCGUAAGGCAUGUGCCUUUGUUUUGGUGUGUGUUUUGGUCACAGAUUUUACAAUGGGAGGAGAAACAGAGUUUGGUGAUGAGAAGCACUUGUUUCCUCACCCUCGACCAUUCCUCCACAAAGGUGGCAUUCACAAGAAGGGCUUCAAGAAAGGCUUCGGCGGUUUAGGCGGUGGUGGAGGUCUAGGUGGCGGAGGCGGCUUUGGAGCGGGAGGUGGUAGCGGUUGGAUUGGAGGUGGAGUUGGAGGCUUUAGUGGAGGAAUAAGCGGUGGAUUUGGUGGUGUUGGUGGCGGAGCUGGAGGGGGAGGAGGAUUCGCCGGUAAGGGAGGAGGUGCCGAAGGAGGAUUUGCCGGUAAGGGAGGAGGUGCCGAAGGAGGAGUUGGCGGUGGUACCGGUGGAGGAGCUGCCGGCGGUGGAGUUAGCGGUGUAGGCGUUGGCGGUGGAGCCGGUGGAAUUGGCGGGGGAGCCGGAGUUGGCGACAGUGCCGGUGGAGGAAUUGGCGCCGGAGGUCACUGAGGGGGUUGGACGUUAAAUUGUUAUGUGCAUUGACGAGGAGCUAUAAUCCCAUGCAUGUAUAUUUUCAUCUAAGAAUAACUUUAUGCAUUAAAAUUUGAAGUAUCAUAUGGUAAAGGUUAUGUCUGUCGUUUCUCGUUAGGUUGACUAAACUGUAUGCCGUUUUCCUCUUUGAAAUGAUUGUAUCCUGCUAUUUGCUACCUCGAGUAAAUAAAAUGAAUAAAAGGAACCAAAAUUAAUAU